AUGGCCGCCAACUCCAUGCGGUCGCAGCAGGCCUCGCUGUUGCGCCUCCGCCGUGUCGUCCAUCAACGCCCACCGUAUCCAUGCACACGACACUAUGUUACCGACACCUCCCACAAUGAACGCCCUUCGCCUGCCUCGUCCGCUGCCAGUCGUCGCUCUUCCUUGUCGGUUCCGGCUGCAUCGCGCUUCAAUGAGAUCGGUGUCCAGCAAAUUAGCAGCCAUAUCUAUCCUCAAAUAUUCUCCGGCAAACCUCCACCGGCCCCCGAAGACCUCGUGACCUUGUCCAAGGACCACUUGCGACGACAUGACCUGUUGGGGAAGAAUACCGACUCGUCAGAGCCCGUCGCCUUCGACAUGCCCGAGAUACAAGGACAGACGUUGGAUGAACACUUCUACAAGUUGGCUAUGGAUUCUGCCGAGCCGUACCUAGGUCUUGCNCAAAAGUACUCGACCGCGAAUGCGCCUCCUCGACCGCGCAAAUGGGUCAGGCGGAGCGGAUGGACAAAGUACUCUCAGGAUGGCUCUUCUGAGCCUGUAGAAGUUCCGGACGAGGAAAUGUUGACCUUUGAUGUCGAAGUCUUAUGGCACCACUCAUCCUAUGCUGUCAUGGCAUGCGCUGUCAGUGACAAAUCCUGGUAUGCCUGGUUAUCGCCCUGGCUGUUGGGCGAAUCCGAGAGCGAUCGCCAUCUUAUCCCACUUGGAGAUCCUCGUAAGCCGCGCAUAAUCGUAGGCCACAAUAUCGGCUAUGAUAGAGCGAGAAUCGCCGAGGAGUACGAACUCGAUCAGUCGCGCAACAACUUCAUCGAUACCAUGUCGCUACACGUCGCUGUCAAUGGAAUGUGCUCGAGGCAAAGGCCCACCUGGAACAUGCACCGCAAGAACCGCGAGACCAGAGAUAAGAUUGCGAACUCGGAAGCCACGGCCGAUUUGGCCGCACUUCUCCAGGCCAAGGGAGAUGUAGAUGAAGAGGAGGAACUUUGGGUUGGUCGUAGUUCUGUCAAUUCCCUGCGCGAUGUUGCCCACUUCCAUUGCGGUAUUACCAUUGACAAGGCCAAGCGUGAAUGGUUCUCAGUGCUCGAUCGACAAGGCGUUCGCGAUAAACUUGACGAGCUGCUUGAUUACUGUGCUGCUGAUGUUGACAUUACCCAUCGAGUCUAUAAGAAGGUCUUUCCAGCCUUCAUGGAAACUUGCCCUCAUCCUGUUAGUUUUGCUGCGCUUCGUCAUCUUUCGACUGAGAUCUUGCCUGUCAACCGAACGUGGGAUUCGUACAUUGCAAACGCAGAAGCUACAUAUCGUAAGCUAUCGGAUGCUGUAGAGCAGCGAUUACAUGAUUUGGCCGUCAAAGCACUCGAAUUGAAAGACAGUGUUGAGAAAUACGAAAAUGAUCCGUGGUUGAGCCAGCUGGACUGGUCAGGCCAGAAGAUUCGUAUGACGAAGGGCAAGAAGGGUGAGGAGCCAAGGCCUGCCGCACGCCAAAAGAUGCCUGGCAUGCCCAAAUGGUACAAGGAUUUGUUUGCGAAGAACGAUGCACCUAUUGGUCUCACAGUGCGAACGAGGAUAUCACCAUUGCUACUACGUCUUGCCUGGGAUGGCUAUCCACUCGUCUGGUCCGACAAAUAUGCAUGGACCUACAAGGUACCAAAGAGGGAAGCAGGCAAGUACACCAACCGGAAACUUGAGCCUUGCGACAUGUCUGAAGAGGAGGACUUGAAGUUACGAGACGACAACGGGCAUGUCUAUUUCCGCAUGCCGCACAAGGACGGGCCUCAAGCUAGAUGUGCAAAUCCUCUUGCAAAAGGAUACCUACAAUUCUUCGAAAACGGUACUCUUUCAUCAGAGUUUGCGUAUGCUAANAAAGCACUGCAGAUGAACGCCUCCUGCUCGUACUGGAUCAGUGCUAGAGACCGGAUCAUGUCGCAGAUGGUCGUAUACCGUGGUGAAGAAAACAAGGAUGAUCAGCUUGGAUUCAUUUUGCCGCAAAUCAUCCCCAUGGGUACCAUCACACGGCGAGCCGUCGAGAACACAUGGCUCACUGCCAGCAAUGCGAAGAAGAAUCGUGUAGGCUCCGAACUAAAGGCCAUGGUCAAGGCACCACCAGGCUACUGUUUCGUCGGCGCAGAUGUGGACUCGCAAGAACUUUGGAUUGCUGGACUGGUAGGUGAUGCGUCUUUCCAGAUCCACGGUGGCAACGCGAUCGGCUUCAUGAACCUCGAAGGCAGUAAGGCGCAAGGCACAGACAUGCACUCACGUACCGCUUCGAUUCUUGGUAUCUCUCGUAACGAUGCUAAAGUCUUCAAUUAUGGCCGUAUUUACGGUGCCGGUGUGCGAUUUGCCUCUACUCUCCUCCAUCAGUUUAACCCGACUCUCAGCAACCAAGAUGCGAUAGACACAGCCUCGAAACUAUAUGACAGUACCAAGGGCCAAAAGACCACUCGCAAAGUUCUCCGCGAGCGACCUUUCUGGCGUGGAGGUACCGAGUCCUUUGUUUUCAACAAACUCGAAGACUUCGCCGAGCAAGAACGUCCAAGGACGCCUGUGCUGGGUGCUGGAAUCACCGAAGCAUUGAUGCGCCGUUUCGUCAGCAAAGGUGGCUUCAUGACUUCGAGAAUCAACUGGGCUAUCCAGUCUUCAGGAGUCGAUUACCUGCAUUUGCUCAUUGUGUCCAUGGAAUAUCUGUGCCGCCGCUACAAUAUCAAUGCGCGACUAUCCAUCACCGUGCACGACGAAAUCAGGUACUUGGUCAAGGAAGAAGACAAGUACCGCGCCGUCAUGGCCCUCCAAGUCAGCAACGUCUGGACCCGCGCAAUGUUCUCCCAACAGAUGGGCAUCCACGACCUACCACAAUCCUGCGCCUACUUUUCCGCCGUAGAUGUGGAUACAGUAUUGCGCAAGGAAGUAGACAUGGAUUGCAUCACCCCAUCCCACACUACCCCUAUCCCCGUCGGCGAAAGCUUGGAUAUCCUACAACUACUCGCCAAAGGCGAGCAAGCCUACCUCGACCCCUCCAUCAUCCCCGAGGACCCACCCCAACCCCAGCGCUUCUCCUACGCCGAUCGCGAACCCGUAAUGACCACCCUUCANAAAGCCGAAGCGCCCGCCUACCUGCGCGCCCAAACCGUCACCACCGACACCGAACUCCGCCAAAUCAUCAAAGAAUUCCGCGGUCCCGCUGCUGCUGCCGCUAGCUCACCUUUCUACGACCUAGCUCCUGAUUUCCCCGACGCCUUUCCCCAUUUCACAGAAUCGAAAUCCCACGCAAAGAAAGCGACCAAAUCCAAACCCAGGAACGAUCCUAACAUGCAGAAUCCUUCUUUGCUUGAAGACGAUGUGCCGUUUUCGCGCUACAGUCUUUCGCCUGGCGGGCCUACUACUUUUGCGGAUUGGAGGGAUGUAGGACGUAUGCCUACUGAACCAAGAGGUGUGUCUGAGAUGAAGGACAAGAAGCGGGAAAUGGCGGCGAGAAAGGCAGGAAUCAACAGAGAAGAGGCGGAGGCGAAUUCGGACUGGUAUCCAGGAUUGGUGAGGAAGAUCCCUAGUGCGGUGGGUAAGGUUGUGUAA
Molecule: messenger RNA, 3558 nt
Organism: Aureobasidium vineae
Lineage: Eukaryota; Fungi; Ascomycota; Dothideomycetes; Dothideales; Saccotheciaceae
Source: the annotation of a GenBank genome assembly